Miscanthus lutarioriparius is the source of this 708-nucleotide messenger RNA. NCBI's taxonomy places the organism in Eukaryota, Viridiplantae, Streptophyta, Magnoliopsida, Poales, Poaceae. The record is from the annotation of a GenBank genome assembly.
AUGGAGCAAGCAGGAAUGGUCCAUGUACAUUCAUUCAUGGAUCAAAGCAAAGGUGAGGAAACGUUCCCGCAAGAUGCAUGGCGCACGCCGAACAAAGAUGCUGCGCUGGUCGUCGUGCUAAGCGAUGCUGGUGGCGUUGACGAGUUGUUCUUCGGAGUUGAGGGUAUCGCGAAAGGAUUACGCGCGGGUUCUAUUGUAUUGAUUCGUUCGACAUUGCUGCUUAGCCAGUUGGAGAAGCUGGAGCAGAAGCUUACAGAUGAGAAGGAUGUCUUCCUUCUGGAUGGAUACAUUUUCAGUGGUUUAUCUGAUGAACUAAAGCAACAGAUUAUUAUUGUUGCAUCUGGGAGACAGGACGUAUCAGAAAGAGCUAGAAAGUUUUUCCAUAGCCUAUACAAUACCGUUUACUUUGCUGAAGGUGAAUUUUGCACUAGCAGCAAACUUAGGGUGGUGAAUGAUUUGCUGGAGGGCAUUCAUUUUGUUGCGUCUAUUGAAGCAAUGUAUCUUGGUGUUCGAGCUGGGAUUCAUCCAUCAAUUAUCUAUGACAUAAUAUCGAAUGCUGCUGGGAGCUCAAGGAUAUUUGUGGAGUUAGUUCCAAAACUUCUGAGUGGGGAUCCUUUGCUUAUUGAUUUUCUAAACUCAGCAAGGAAAAAAUGCAGGGGCGGAUCCAGGGCCGGGCUGCCCGGCUGCAGCCCGGACGAGUCCAUGUAG